This is a messenger RNA of Dermacentor andersoni, 2807 nucleotides long. Its product is annotated as cholinesterase-like. The record is from RefSeq and is a predicted model, not a curated record. NCBI's taxonomy places the organism in Eukaryota, Metazoa, Arthropoda, Arachnida, Ixodida, Ixodidae.
GUAAAGAAGAAGAGAAGGUCGGCUCGCACGGACGCUCUUUCUGCCGCUCGCAAGCCGAACUCGUCUCAAUCGUCGAUCUGACCUCUCAGAGGUGAUGGAACGCACGGCCCGGAAGCGAUCCACAAGCGAGAGGAAAAAGCAGAAGUCGUCCCAUCAACGGAAGUCGUCUCAGGCACGGGGGCCGUCACAGAUUGUCUCGUCACCGGCUUCGCCGAAGCCGAUCCCGCAAGUAAGCAUGGUGUCUCCCUUCGCCGCCGCUUCGAUUAUACCCGAACCGAAGCAGCAAACGGGCGUGGCGUCUUCCUUGGAUAUCGCAUCGCCAAGUUCGAAGCCGAGGAAAAAGUUGAGCAUGCUGCCUUCCUGGCAUAUUGCUUCGUCGAUACUUAAGGCGAAGCAAAAACUCUACGCGAUGUAUCCGUUCAGUAUCGCCUCGCCGAUGUCCACCCGGACGAUCGAGACGGACCGCGAUGCCCCAACGACCAGUGCAACACUGCCUCAUUUGCCGGAGGAAACAGGCAAGAAGGACGCCUUCGGAGAGUGGUACGAAGCGGCGCACAGGGGCACCGUUACCCGCACGAUCGAUACCAGCAAUCGGAUGCAGCACUCGGAGAAAUCUAUCGGAUCUAUCGGCGUCAAACGCGGACUUGCUCUGGGGAUCGGUACCUGCUUCACCCUACUGCUGUUCCUGUUGCUCGUCGGAGUCGCCUACUUGUAUCCCGCUGACGACAAUCCGGCACGCAACGCCACGUCCGCCAGGGCCUGUGGCACGGUGCGACUCCACCAACUCGAAGUGCUGACAGCGAGUGGCCUGGUAACCGGUCGGCCAGCCACCGUAGUCGACGCAGCCGACAACAACAGCGUGCACGGCGUGCUGCGACAUUUCUUCGGCGUCCCGUACGGCGAGCCUCCCACCGGACCUCAUCGAUUUGGCAUGCCCAAGGCGGUCAGCCACUUCAAUCCGAACGGUACUUGGGACGCUGAUGCCCACGGGCCGCGCUGCCCGCAGAGCGGCCCCCUGCUGGCGUCCUCCGACGAGGACUGCCUGCGCCUCUCCAUCUGGGCCCCGUAUGUGUGCAACGACAGCGAUCCGCUGAAAACCGUGGUCGUUGCGGUCGCUGGCGACUGGAUGCAGACGGGAGACGUGCGCGACCACGAGCGCUUCUGGCAGCGGCUGGCCCUGCACGGCGACUUUAUCGUAGCCGUGAUCAACCACCGGCAAGGCGUGCUCGGAUUUUUUGCGGGCGUCGGCGACAAAAGCGCCCCGGGCAACGUGGCCAUCUACGACACGCACCUCGCCGUCGUGUGGAUGCACAACAACGCUGCCGUCUUCCAUGGCGACGGAAACGCGAUGGUGGCGCUGGGUCGCGGCAGCGGAGGCUUCAUGUUCUCCUCGCUGCUCUUCACCAACAGCGACCGCUACCUCAAGCGACUCAUCCUGCAUGGUCUGUCGGUGACGUCGCUGUUUCCUCGGAACGAGGAGACCGCACCCUCCCUUCUGGGCGCCGCCAUGAACUGUCCCAAGGAUCUCAGGCUCUCGGAAAUUGCCGCGUGCCUCAGAGGGAAGGACUUCAGGAAUAUCGUGUCCGCUGCGCAGACGCUGCUUCCUCUGCGGUUCGUCCCUUCCAGGUACAGGGCUCCGCUGUCGAACGAACUCUACUCGGCAGAAGGUCCCAAGCCGCAGGGUGACCUCAAGGGAAUCGACAUCAUCUGCGGAACCAGCAUGUCCGAGGGUGAAACGCUGUUCGACGACUACGUCGCCCCCGGCAUGAACAUAUCGGGCACGAUGAACGUAGAUGAAGCGUUUCACGGCUGCCUGGCGUUCUUUUCCGAGACGUACCACCUGGAGUACAGGAACCUGCCAGAGGCGCUCAAGACAUUCCUGAAGCAGCCGCAUCUGCGUGGCUUUCGCGAAAUUCUCCGAGAUAUCGCCAUGACCUGUCCGAUGCGCUCGGUCGCCGAAGCAGCUGCGGCAAGUGGCGCCACGGUGCGUCAUUAUGUGUCCACGGGGGCCCAGCAGUUCUUCGAACCCGUGCUUACGUUGGACGACAUUGUGCUCUUUGCGACAACUGGGAAAGUCACUGACACGUGGACGCCGUUCAACGACCGGGAGGUCACCCUCGUAGUCAAUGGCAGCUUCCGCACGAAGGAAGAGCACUGGAUGACAAAUACGUGCAAAGUGUACUACACUUUUUUCAGUAGCUAAAGAGAUCACAACCGUCGUUGAAAACAGGUGCCUCGUACCUACUUCGCUUGUUGUUCUGCGUGCAUUUCUGCUGUCUCUAGGGCGCCCGAAAAACUUCUGUGGCUGUUCUUUUGCAGUGAGAUUGAGUUCUUUUGCAGUGAGAUGUUUCAAUGGGUGGGACUUGGUUGAACCUCUUUUCGACUGGACCGCUACUACUUUCACUGUGCUUGAAGAUGACGUUGCUUGAGCCCUCCAUUAACAAGAACGCCGAAAUGGCCAUGUUGAUGUUAGGAUCGCAGUAGAACUGAACGUUGUUGGACUGUUCAAUUUCUUUCAGGGCCGCUGUUUUCCGAAAGUGCCUGCGAUGCAUCCGUCGCUAUUUAUCUGCUUCGUGUUAUCUCUCUUCUUAUCUCGCGGGAGCACAGAUGCAGUAGGAUUUUAGCUCAUAUGGCUGCCACGAGCGCUGUCGAAGCUCUUGAUCGUGCUCACCCGUGUUUUGCAGGAUAUACUCGCCGCUAACCUGCGCAUUAAGCGCAUGAGCGUAACGUUUGUGCGUUGCUAAGUAUAUAUGCGUCCUGCGUGCAGAAUUAUAUUGUUUGGGUGCAAUAAAAUAUGUUAAGCCAAA